AUGGCCUCCUGUGACGACGACUUCUCUCUCCUCGGUGACGACUCUAACCCUAACCAUCACCUCCCUCACGCGCCAACCUCCCACCACAUCCACCAGCCCUACGAGCCUCCUCACCGCUUCCCGACGCGAACUCCCCCAGUGCACGCGCCACCAUCGCAGCCUACACUGAAGGAUAAGGUCAACGAGGGAGAAGACCAUGCCGACGACGGAGAUGACUACGAAAAUGCAGCCGCUGCCGCGUUCUGCUCGAAUCCCUUCGAUAGAGGCACCGAUCAGACCGACAUCGUCACCGGCGCGGGCGAGAAGAGAAAGGACCACUCCGAUGAGCACAGAGACGGCGGCGGCGGGGGAGGAGCUCCGUACAGUUACAAGAAAUCGAAAGCCUUGGCGUCUGCGAGCGGAGAUUACAGGAAGGACCGAGAGGAGUGGAGCGACACGGCGAUAUUGUGCCUUCUGGACGCCUACCUGGACAAGCUCACGCAGCUGAAUCGGGGAAAUCUGAGAGGCAGAGAUUGGGAGGAGGUGGCGGCGAUCGUGAGCGAGAAGUGUGAGAGGCAGAGAAAGAGCAUCGAGCAGUGCAAGAACAAGGUCGAUAACUUGAAGAAGAGGUACAAGCUUGAGAGGCACAGGAUGAGCAGCGGCGGCGUUUCGGCGAGUCACUGGCCUUGGUUCCAGAAGAUGGAGCUGAUCGUCGGCAAUUCAGUGGCGGCAAAGGCCACCUCCGAUGACGAUAAAGGUGUUUCUUCUUCGGGUAACACACCACGGCAAUCGAAGAGAUAUGGAAUGGUGGUGUCGAGUCCUGUAGGUCAGAUGAACAAGGUGAAAUCAGCUCCGACUAUCAAAUGGCGGAGAGUGGUCUUCAAAAUCAGUGGUGCUGCUCUUGCUGGUGCUGCUCCAAACAAUGUCGACUCAAAGCUGGCAAUGCUGAUUGCGAGGGAGGUUGCGUUGGCUUGUCGCAAUGGCGUGGAGUUGGCAAUUGUUGUUGGAGGUCGCAACUUCUUUUGUGGAGAUGCAUGGGUGACGGCGACAGGGUUAGAUAGAAGUACUGCGUACCAGAUUGGAAUGAUGGCCACUGUAAUGAAUUCCGUAUUGCUCCAGUCAGCAUUGGAGAAGAUGGGAGUCCAGACACGUGUUCAAACUGCAUUUUCAAUGCAUGAGGUUGCUGAACCAUACAACAGGCAGCGGGCCAUCCGGCAUCUUGAAAAAGGCAGAGUUGUAAUUUUUGCUGGGAUUGGUGCUGGCACGGGAAAUCCCAUCUUUUCCACUGACACAGCUGCAGCAUUACAAGCUUUGGAGAUUAAUGCAGAGGCAGUACUCAAGGGUACCAAUGUAGAUGGUGUCUAUGACUGCAACUCUCAAGACAACAAUUUUACAUUUGAGCACAUCUCUUUUAGGGAGUUGGUCACAAGAGGCGCCACCUCCAUGGACUCGAUGGCCCUGAACUUCUGCGAAGAACACAGGUUUCCUGUUGUGGUCUUUAAUCUGUUAGAGCCUGGAAAUAUAUCGAAAGCGCUAUGCGGAGAACAAGUUGGUACCCUGAUAGAUCAAACUGGAAGGAUUAGCUAAUAUUUACAGAACUCUGAGCUGUUGUAUUAUUAGGUCUACUUACCUCAGAUAACUGUCAAGUUAAUUUCAACAGACCCCAUUUAGAAAAAUCGGUGGCUUUUACAGCUCUGAUGGCUGAGACUUGGCUGCAUAUCCACGCAUAUAUCAUUUGCCACCCUGAUUCAUGAGAAGGUAGAGUAAAGAUUAUAACUGUUGAGUCUAAGUUAUGCAUGUUAAUGGCGGUGCCAGUGUCUUUUGUGUUGUUUUGUAAAUGGUAUCAUUACUUGGACGAAGAUUGUUGAUGCAGACGACUAUUAAGAUUUUUACUGGUUAGUUUGUAUUAAUAGAGGUGUGAAUAGAAAAAUAUGGUUUGGAGUCA
Messenger RNA from Pyrus x bretschneideri (Chinese white pear), 1924 nucleotides. RefSeq lists its product as uncharacterized. Gene Ontology annotation, biological process: UDP biosynthetic process. Gene Ontology annotation, cellular component: cytoplasm. The transcript is spliced from 7 exons. Gene Ontology annotation, molecular function: UMP kinase activity. Bases 1 to 1566 code for a protein of 521 amino acids. The record is from RefSeq and is a predicted model, not a curated record. Lineage: Eukaryota; Viridiplantae; Streptophyta; Magnoliopsida; Rosales; Rosaceae.